This is a messenger RNA of Schizophyllum commune H4-8, 1152 nucleotides long. RefSeq lists its product as uncharacterized. The transcript has a single exon. Lineage: Eukaryota; Fungi; Basidiomycota; Agaricomycetes; Agaricales; Schizophyllaceae. The record is from RefSeq and is a predicted model, not a curated record. Bases 145 to 1017 code for a protein of 290 amino acids.
UAGACGAUCGCGCACGUCGUCAGGAAUUCCACGAAUUCUGGCCAGGGAUGCGUCCUAGGGGAUGGAUGUAUCUUCCCCCUCUCCCCUCCUGGGUGGCGACAUAUCCCCAUCACCCCUGCUCUUCUUGCCCCCUCCUCCCUGGCGAUGUAUCCUCCCCUCUCCCCCAAUCCCAGGCAACGUACCCGCCCUUCCCUCUCCCCUCCCUCGUCCUUCCCCACUCCUCUCUCAUGCUCACUCUCUCCACUCUUCCCUCCUCUCCCAUGGUUUCUCCCCUAUCCCUACCUCCACCGCGCGCCACUACCUUCGCCUCGCGCGCCCUCCACGCGCUUUCCUCUUCCCGCUUCCCGCCUCCCCUCCCCUUUCCCCUGCUCUCCCCUUUCCCCCGCUCUCCCCUUUCCCCUGCUCUCCCAUGGUGUCUCCCCUAUCCCCUCCCUCACCACACCGCGUGCCCCCAUAGGGCGCGUAGUCGCCUCGACAGUGCGGACGUGCGACCCGCCCGACCUUGUAGACGCGCGACCCGCCCAGCCGUGCGGACGUGCGCCUCGACCCAGCGGGGCACGGUGCGCCUCGUCGUCGAACGCGGAGGGGGAGUACGUAUCGUCGGACGUGCGGAGAGGGAGUGCGCAUCGUUGGACAUGGAGCGACCGCGCGCGUCGGGUGUGGAUCGACAGUACACGUCGUCAUGCACUCCCCUCUCUCCCAGCCCAGGCGCCGAUCCAGAAGCGUGCACGCCGUCAGAAAUCCACGAAACCUGGCCGGGGGUGCGUUUCGGGUGAAUUCCCCUCCCCCCCUCCCGGGCGAUGUACUGUAUCCCGCCCUCCCAGGCAACGUGCCCGCCCCUCCCUCGCCCAGGCGAUGUGUCCGCCCCCUCCCAAACGAUGUAUCCCCCCUCCCAGGGCGACGUGUCCUCCCUCCCUCCCGGGCGACGUGUCCUCCCCCUCCCAGACGAUACUUUCUCCCCUCCUGCCCUUCCGCGCGCUGUAUCCUCCCCCCUUCCCUCCCCGUCUGCGUGAAUGAGUGUCGUUACCGCCUCUGCGCGGAUAGGUAUCCAUACUGCAGUGAUGAGGCAAGCGCAAGAGCGCACUGAUGAGGAAAGAGCGCACUGCUCACCAGAAAAAUAAGCGCACUGCUUUGUUUCCAGAAAAGCGCAAU